Molecule: messenger RNA, 939 nt
Organism: Rhizophagus irregularis DAOM 181602=DAOM 197198
Lineage: Eukaryota; Fungi; Glomeromycota; Glomeromycetes; Glomerales; Glomeraceae
Source: RefSeq, a predicted model, not a curated record
AUGUCUUCAAAUAAAGUUACCGAAAUAAUCUUCCUUGGAACAGGAACAUCUUCGGGAGUACCUGUCAUAGCUUGUUUAACUGAUCCCGAGCAGAAUUGUGAAACUUGCAUGUCAACCUUAACGCCUGAAGGAGAGGUUAAUGUAAGAAGAAAUACAAGUUUAUUAGUUAGAGUAAAUCACGAAGAUGGUAGAGUUAGGAAUAUUGUAAUUGAUUGUGGCAAAACGUUCUAUGUAUCUGCAUUAAAAUGGUGGCCAUAUCAUAAGUUGCGUCAAUUAGAUGCAAUAAUAUUGACACACCCACACGCAGAUGCAAUUAAUGGAUUAGACGAUUUAAGAGCUUGGACAUUGAAUAAAGUUAUACAAGAAUAUAUUCCUAUUUAUUUAACUAAUAAUACUUUAGAGGCUGUUAAAACACUUUUUCCUUAUAUUGUUGAUGCAAAACAAGCAACCGGUGGAGGUGAUUUACCAGCUUUUCAAUGGAAUUUAAUCGAUCCAAAUAGACCAUUUACUGUUGAAGGAUUAGAAUUUAUUCCUUUACCAGUUCAUCAUGGAAAAUACUUUACAACAAAUGAACCAUAUAUAUAUGUUGGUUUUAAGUUUGAUAAUAUUACGUAUAUAUCAGAUUGUAAUUUUAUACCAGAAGAUAUAUUAACUAAAGUACAAGGGAGUAAAAUAUUAAUAUUAGAUGCAUUAAAUUAUCAGGAACAUUCAUCUCAUUUUUCAAUAGAUCAAGCAAUUAAUAUAUCAAGAAAUUUAAAUCCAAUACCAAAUAGAACCUAUUUAACAGGGUUUUCUCAUGCAGUAGACCAUUUCAAAUUAACCAAUGAAAUGAAACAAUUACAAUUAAAUGAACCUUUAUUAUGGGUUAGACCUGCUCAUGAUGGAUUAAAAGUUAUUAUUGAUAACUUGAAUAAAGAACAAGAAAAAAAAAUAAUUUAA